Thelazia callipaeda (thelaziosis nematode) is the source of this 492-nucleotide messenger RNA. The record is from the annotation of a GenBank genome assembly. Lineage: Eukaryota; Metazoa; Nematoda; Chromadorea; Rhabditida; Thelaziidae.
AUGAAUAUAAUUGGUGCGAAAAAAAGACAGGCAUUUCAUACGCAGUUGAAACUAUUACUUAUAGACGAUCCGAUUACUGUCGCAUCAAUUGAGUUUUAUGCUCGAAAUGGUGCAUCAAUGUAUCCAAUUGAUUUAACAAAUUUAGCAGUAAUCAAAUUGGAAUCGUACAAUAAUGGAGAUUUGGUAGAAAAAGAUAACGUUGACGUUGAUAUAUAUACUUACGUAAAAUAUGGUAAUCAAUGGACGUGGAAGAAUGUUAUUCCCGAAGGAUUCAGAUUCUUGCUAAGGAAUUUAAAUGGUUGUGCUAUAGCUCAUAACUGCCCCCUCACUAAAGGCGAACUUCAAUUAGCACUUGCUCUAGAUUUGAGUAAAUAUUCAUUCCUUUUCAGAUUCAUUGACAAAAAUGCUGCACAUCAAUUUGUAAUCAAAAUGCAUGAUGCCAAAAAUGAUGAACAAAUUUGCUGCCAAACAGUUCAACUUAGAAUCGUUUGA